GAAGUUAGAAUCGUGUAUACCAAUGUCGUAUGUAACUUUAGAGACGGUCCCUUAAUGUGCGAAUAUCCAGUGUCCAACGUCAAGCCAACUUUCUACCACAUCCUCAUUACAGUUGAUUACAGGACGUAUUUAUGCGGCAAAAAACCCCAGCUCCAUUUAAAGUUUCGUCUUCCUCCUCGGGGUUUUAUCUCCCCUGUCCAGUCUGCUCCUGUUUAUUGCUUGUGUUAGGUUUUUGCAGAAGGAUAUUUUAAGUUUGAAGAAGGAAAAACUAUUCCCCAUUAAUUGCAGUAAGGAAUGGUGUAAGAGCAGAGCUGUGUGGACCAGGACGGUUGUUCGGCUACAGGAUAACGCGGUUAUCGCUUCAGAAGAAACACAAGCAGCAUGUAAACAGUGAUGUUAUGCACCUCAGCCUGCGGUACUGCCUGUAUAUCUUGAUCGACAGAUGUGUCGUCCAAUCAGCGGACUUUCCCUGGAUUAAAGAGAAACUGCUGCUUUUAGCCGAUGAAGAUGAGCAGGAUGGAGGAAGGGGUACAGAGCUGUCCAACACAACCGCUCAGUGGGCCAUUCCUAAAGACAUUCUUCAAAUGGUUCCAUCUGAUCAGCAGCUGAAUAGGCUUGCGGCUCGGCUCGGCUUGGAGUGGGAGAUGGUGCUGCUGGACUUGGGUUUGACAUCGGUAGAGAUCACCCGCUGCCGUGCAGAUCAUCCACACAGCAGUCACAGUCAGGUGCUGGCAGCCCUGGUGAUGUGGAAGCAGACUCAGGGUCGGAGUGCUACGGUGCAGCGUCUACUCCAGAGUCGACAAAUUCAUCCUUCUUCCCUCAACCAAGUGUUUGUCUGAGACUACUAGGAGAAAGUUGAGACUGAUUCUGCCAUUAAGAUUAAACCUCUCUGCCCAGACAGGAGAAAUGGACACACACACACACACACACACACACACACACACACACACACACACACGCUUUGUUUCAUACAAAGCAGUAUUGAAGAAAGCCAGAGAUUCUUUUUUUCUUGCUAAUUUGUUAUUUUGAAAUGACAAGUUGCUGAAAUAUACUGUAGACUGGAAGUGCCACCAGCAGAACUUGUCUCUUUAAAAGAUUUUAUCUCUGUUUGAUAGAGAAACAUUGAAAUUUUACGAAAAUGUAAAAAUUUUAAUUAAAAUUUGCUGUUUUGUUCGUCAGUAAAUCUAAAAUGUAUUCAACACAGUAAAUGCAGUCAUUUGA
Ictalurus punctatus (channel catfish) is the source of this 1221-nucleotide messenger RNA. Its product is annotated as death domain-containing protein CRADD-like. The transcript has 3 exons. The record is from RefSeq and is a predicted model, not a curated record. Gene Ontology annotation, biological process: regulation of apoptotic process; signal transduction. Gene Ontology annotation, molecular function: death domain binding; protease binding. NCBI's taxonomy places the organism in Eukaryota, Metazoa, Chordata, Actinopteri, Siluriformes, Ictaluridae. Gene Ontology annotation, cellular component: CBM complex. Bases 399 to 839 code for a protein of 146 amino acids.